AUGACAAGGGACACAACUAUCAAAUAAGUGUUGGAAGAAGAUGGCUGCCUCCUUGAGCACUGUUAGGUCGGGCAUUGUUUACAUUAAAUUAUAGGUCAAAUCUAUAUGAAAUUAUCGCAAUAGAGACCUUAAUUUGAUUUUUAUAGUGUUUUAAUCAACUUAUACAAAGUUAUAGGAAUGUAGUCUUUGAGUGACCAUUCUCGAUGCUUUAAAAAAAAGCUAAAUUCAAUUACAUGUCAAUGAUUCACGCCAAUUUACUAUAUUAAUAUUAUUAAUAUCAAUAAUUUGUUGUUUUGUUAUAUUUAUUCCUUCGCUGUCGCAUGCCAAAAUGACCAAGGCAGGCAAUAUUUUCUAUAUUCGACUUUGAGUAGUAGUAGUAGGCUUGACUGGAUAAGUAUUUUGUUUAAAGUGAAGGUGAGUUGCUAAAUUCAUCAGCCUCACUCUCUCUCUCCUCCUUGCUUAUUUCCAAUGGCUGGAAAUAGAGAAGACUAGACAAGUUUGCAGCAGACAGGAGAUGACCAGCAGCAGUGUUUAUUUAAAACUUAUCCUAAUACUAAUACUAAUAAAUUAUUAGUAAUAAUACAUGUCCAAGGAGUUGUCAGAAUUUUCAUUGUGCUAAUUUCAUAGUCAUACUGCAUAUGCGACUCCAUCACUGGGUUUGAUUUAAGAGUUGCCAUUUGAGCUAUGAUGUUUUAAGGUUUGAGCUUGUUUGGCCUUUUUAAACUCUUUCUUUCCACCCUCAUAUGCAUUGGGUUCUUAGCAUAAUUUUAUGUUGUAACAAGUGACCCUUUGUUCUGUGGAUUCAGUCUGCUUCAUGUUGACCUGUAACUGUAAGGUAGCAUUUGACUGAGUUGAUGACACAGAGCUACAACUCUGGUAUGCUGGGUCGAGGGAGUGGGGGUGAGUUAUGCAGUUAUGGCAUGGGGAAAUAAGAAAUGUGAUUUAAAAAACAAGCUUACCUCAUGCGCUCAUUAUAACCAUCGGUACCAACAGAAUGGGAUAGGGUAAGGUAUAGAAGCCGAGACUUAUCAGCAAUGAGACUGAUCAAUGGACGGCAAGCAGUUGUUAAAUUCUUCUAUUUUUAGUUUUAUGCGUGGGUAAAAGUAAAAGUCACUAUAUUUGAGAUAUGCUAAGCAUUCAUAGUUUUUAAAAAUUCUUCCUUUGAGGAUAAUUUAUAUAUUAGAUUUUUCACCCUAAAAAGUAGAAAAUAAAAACAUUUUAAAAAAACUUUCUUUUGAAAACGAGUUUAAAUAGCACUGAAAAGUAAAAAGACUGUGCAAAACAUAUUUUCAACAUUUUAAAAAAAAAAAAAUCAGCUUUUUCUACAUUUAAAUGGAAUCUAUUGCUUCAUAGAGUGGCUUACUACCUCUGCACAUGCUUUCUUUCUGUAGUAAAUUUUAAGAAAAUUAUUUUCAACUUUUAGUGCUUUUAAACUCGACUUCGAAUAAAAGUAUUUGAAAAACAUUUGUGACAGGAUCUUGUAGUUGAUGAAUAAAUUUUUAGCAUUUCUCAAAGGUGCACAGUGCCCUACUUGAAGUUAAAGUGAGGUGAAGACUACCAAUAUUUUUCUUUCAUUAAAACUAAGUCUGCAAAGAAUGACUUGACAUCCAAAUAUUUUAACUGUUAUGCCCUAAACUCAAAUUAAAUAAACACGCAUUCUAUUUAUUGCUAAACCGGACCUGACUAUGAAAGGGGUGUUGCCAUUAUGAAAGGGGUGUUGUGUACACACACAGAAGUAAGGCUGAGCUUGUCAUGUUGAUAACCUUGCGUUGAUGAGGAUAGAAACUAUAGGAGUAGGCCUAACGCUAUUAAAUUUUCACCAGAGCACAUCAAUAUAUGCUGAAUGUAAAAGAUGAAAUGGCCUUGUCUUAAAUAUUGAGUUAAUCUAUGUGGUGAAAGAUGUCUACUUUUGACCAAGGAUUUUCCAAAAGUUGAGUUGAUUGUGAAACAGAAAAAAAAUGAUAGUAAACUAGGUCAAUUUGUUCUCUGAAGUGAUAAGGCUGAGUCAGAGUACACAUUUAAGAAAAAAUUGUAAUUUUAUGAAUAAUUUAUCACUAUCCUUCAAAAAUUGAAAACUGACAUUAUUUUCUUGCCCUGACACCCAGUUCUGAUACAAAUUUAAUAGUAGUCUCCCUUGCUUUGCUGAAGUGCCAAGACAAUAGGACAGUAGAACCUUAACUAAAAACUUGUUGUUGUGGACUUAAAGAAAUCCAAAAAAUGAUUCGAAAUAAUAGAAAAGACAUUGAUUGCAUGUUAUUCAAAACAGUGAUAAUUAAUUGAAAAAAAAGUAAUGCAAAUUCAAAUGAUGAUUUCGACUUUUUAUUUUUGUGUGUGAUCAGUUCAGGUUUUUGUGUUUCUGUACACUACUGUACAAGUUUUUGAGAAUUUUUUUUGGGUGCAUUAUUUGAUCCCGCAGGUUUGCAUAUAUGGAUUUUUUUUAUAAAUUUGCAUCCUUCCAUCUAUGUUAGGCGAUGGAGUAGCUAUAUAGUUUUACACUUUGACCAGUGGCUCACUAGGCCAAUCGUUGAAAGGCAAUCACGGCCCCAUCUCUCGCAGGAGAAUGUUGAAACCCGGUAAAUUCUUGAUUUUCGAAUUGUUCUUUUUGAUUCGAGGCCCUCGUUUCGAGUAACUUCUGUCUUUUUCACUCCUCCAAACACUGCUGUACGCCAGUUGGAGCGAUGUUCGGCAAUGAACUCCCAUUCGUUUGUUUCAAUAUUGGCUUCCCUCAUGCUUCGUUUGCAAACAUCAAUAAAUCUCAGGCGCGGUCGUCCAAUAUGUCUUGUCCCCUCUGCCAACUUUCCAUACAGCAGAAUCUUUGGGAUACGUCCUUCCUCCAUUCUUUGUACAUGAUCUAACCAGCGAAGUUUUAUAACGUAAUUAAAAAUGUGUUACUGGACCAGCAGCAAUAUUAAAAAGUAACUGCCAAAAACCAUAUUUUAAAUACUUAUAAAUAAAUGAGGCCAGUAAAAAAAAUGGCUUAGGCUACUUGGUAAAUUUUUUGUUUGUUUCAGUUUCAUUCUGAAGUUAUUGAAUUCAUUUCAAUGGACACAAAAAAGUAAUUGACUUUGUAAUUUGCUGUGUCACUGUACAUGAUCAUAACAAACAUGGUCUGAAACAGAAAUUAUCCAUUCCCAAAUAAUAUGCUGCUAGAAACAGCUUUAUUAUUUAUUGUCUUUUCUUUCAGGCUCUUGAAUGUUAUCAAGAAAAAUCCACAUCAAAUCAGCCUAUUUGACCUGACAUCCAUGUUAUCAUGUAUAAGGAAUAAUUCGAAUACAGCCUCAAUCACUCGUGCAAAAAGGGCGUGUUUCCAAAGAACAUAUCCAACACUUCUUGUGUUUCCAGAUGGCAGCACCAUAAAUAUACGCUACAAAGAGCCUAGAAGACUCAUUAAGGUAAUUAAACAUUUUCAUCCAGAACGCAAGUCUUGUAAAACCCUUAUAUGCCUUAUAUGUUGGCAGAGGGGACAAGACAUAUGCCCAGAACAGGGUAACAAUAUAGAUUUUUAUGCACAAAAAUUGGUAAAAAAAUCAAAUGAUAAUAAAAGGAAUUUUUUACAUACCAUAAUAUGGAUGUUGUAAAUUUAAUAUGUUUUAAAAUUUGGCUGGUUUGUUGAAAAUUACUUAACAAAGGACUGAAAACCAGUAUAAAAGCUAACUUGUAGGCUUUUAGAAAAGAAGGAAAGUCAUUAAGAGAUUAGUCACAAUUUUAUAAUUGCUGCUCUGUUACAGUGCAUUAUUUAUUCUGGUCUUUGCCUUGAUUACUAAUUAUGUAUCUUCACACAUGCUUAUUAAAAAAAAAAUAUCUUUCAUUGUUUAUAUUUUCAGAUGCCUUUGGACUUCUCUAAGCUAACAGAUGCUGAGAAGAAAGUUAUUUUAGCUAAGAGGAAGCCUAAGCAGAAAUUGGAAGUUAUUGAAGAAUUUGACGACAAGUUUGAUUUUAAUGAUUACAGUAAAUUCUUUAAAAAGUGAUUUCAACAUUAGAAAAACUUUUUUUUAAAACUUGAUUGCUGCUGUAGCUCAGUCCAUGAGGCUGCAUAUUAAAUGUGGAUUUUUUAAUAUUUCAUUCAAGAAUUGGUUAUUUGUUUUGAUUGAAAAAGUAUUUGUUAU
Lymnaea stagnalis (great pond snail) is the source of this 4106-nucleotide messenger RNA. The record is from the annotation of a GenBank genome assembly. NCBI's taxonomy places the organism in Eukaryota, Metazoa, Mollusca, Gastropoda, Lymnaeidae.